Messenger RNA from Temnothorax curvispinosus, 1122 nucleotides. RefSeq lists its product as uncharacterized. Bases 1 to 1122 code for a protein of 373 amino acids. The record is from RefSeq and is a predicted model, not a curated record. Lineage: Eukaryota; Metazoa; Arthropoda; Insecta; Hymenoptera; Formicidae. The transcript has a single exon. Gene Ontology annotation, molecular function: catalytic activity.
AUGGUUAACGAACUUUCAGAAUUUCUACGCAUAUGUCAUGUUAACUGUCAAUCGUUAAUGGCUCACCUUGACGAGUUCCAAGCCUAUUUUGGUCCCACAGGAUAUCACAUAAUAUGCCUAUCCGAGACCUGGCUGAAGCCUGCUGUUUCGGAUGAUCUUAUCUCACUGCGUGGGUACCAGAUUUUCAGAUGCGACAGGCGGGGUAGGAAUGGCGGUGGAGUUGCUUUUUACAUCUCCAACUCCCUUCAGGCAAGGAUCCUGCUUCAUUCGGAAGGUGUAUGUGACGGAAGACCUGAAUUUCUAGUGGCCGAAAUCUCUGUGGGUAGUAGUUCUAAGAUACUCCUGGCGGUGGUUUAUCGGCCGCCUCAUUGUGGAUACUUACGAGAAUUUUUAGAUGCAUUCGCGGAUCUCUCUACCGGCUACAAGCACUUGAUAAUCUUUGGCGACUUCAAUGCUGAUCUGUGCUCUACCACUUUUGACUCGACUCAAAUCUUAACUUUCAUUGAAGCCACGAACCUCUACUUGGUUCCUUAUGCCCCAACCCAUCACACUCGUUCGUCUUCCACACUUCUAGACUUAUGUAUCGUUGAUGAUGCUGAUAAAUUGAUUUCCUAUGGGCAAUGCGACGCAUGUUUCUUGUCUGCCCAUGAUCUCAUCAGCAUCAAAUACAGGGUCAGAAUUGAGCGUCACCUCAGACGCGAGAUUGUGGUGCGUGAUUUCCGUUCUUUUGACAUUGAUGACUUCUUAAAUGAUCUGAGAGGAUAUGACUGGAACGUACUGUAUCAGGCUGACAACAUCGACAGCAAGGUUUUGUUUCUGAGUGAUGCUCUUACUGAGUGCUACGACAGGCAUGCGCCCCUACGAAUCAUCCAGCCCAAGCAUUUUCCUGCUCCCUGGCUUACGCCAGACAUCAAAUCUGUGAUGAAGACUAGAGACAGAGCGAGGAGAGUCUGGAAGAGAAGUAAGACCAAUGCGAACUACACCAGAUAUAAGAUCCUAAGAAAUCAGGCUCAGGCUUUAGUACGUUCCGCCAAGGAAAAAUAUUAUCUGAACGCCUUUCAGGACAGCAGCGAACCGACUGCUAUAUGGAAGAAGCUUAGGCAUCUUGGUCUUUUAAAAUAA